UUCCUAUCUCGAUGCUAGCGGCAUGUAGACACUAGCCAGCUCCUAAGAUGAAGGCUGAGCGUGCAAAGCGAUGCAAUAACGCAUUGCUUUGCAUAACUUUUGAUAGGAAACAUUAGCAUUUGCACACCUGACAGUCGUGGGACACUCCUUGCUGCUGCAGACAGCCAGUAGCAGCCUCGCCGGAGAGCCCAUCAUCAAGCGGCGACAGGCGCGCGUGACAAUAACCAGCCGCAAAUGACGCUGUCCAGCAACAGCAAAUCAGCCGCACUUGCAGGAGCAGCCGCCCUCGCCGCCUGCGCCUACGCCUGGCACCUCCGCAAGCGACUAGAAAGAGAGCAGCGGCUCCGCAAGGAGGAGCGCAAAGGAAGAACAAGAGCUGAGGCCGCCUUACGCAACCUGAGCAAGCAGCGCGACCGCAUCCCGACGCAGUCGCUGCGGACAAGGCAAGUGGCCGCGAUCGGGCACGUCGAGACGCCCUUCGUCAAGCGGAGCGGCACGCCGCGGCAGGGCAUGGUCUGCCCGUCGUCGCGCGGCGUCGUCAAACUCGAUCAAGCAGCACAUGCCUGCCUCAGCAGAGCGGCCCUGGACGGCCUCGAGGACUACUCGCACAUCUGGGUGCUGUUCGAGUUCCACGCGAAUACCGAUAUGCAUUUUAAGGCCGCGAAAGUCGCGCCGCCUCGAGGCUAUGGCGCGAAGGUCGGCUGGCUGGCCACGCGGGCGCCGCAUCGAGCGGUCCCCGUCGGCCUGUCCCUUGUGAAGGUCGAUUCUGUGGAUGCCAAGAAUUUGCAUAUACACAUCUCGGCUUUAGAUUUGUGUCACGGGACGCCCGUCUGGGACAUAAAACCCUACGUGCCUUGGGAUGCCCCACAAAGUGAAAUAAGGUACCCGGCCUGGGUCUCGCGGAACGACGUCCUGAAGGGUGUUCGCUGGGAAUCUCAAGCUUUAGAUGCCCUACGCAAGCUCGCGCCGUCUCUACUCGAGACGUACGGCUUCCCGACGGACGCCCUGGACGACGCCCAGAAGACGCUCGAGGAGGUCCUCGUGCAGGACCCGCGCAACAAGCGGCGGCGCAAAACGCGGGGCCCGGACGGCGCCGGCGCGGGGACGGGGGCGUCGUACCGCAUCCCCUUCGCUGGCUUGGACGUCGACUUCCGCGUCGACGAGUCGCGCACGGUGGUGGUCGAGGCGGUCGCUCUGGGGGCGGAGGACGGGGACCUGCUGCGGACGGAGGUCGUGGAGUAAGUUGUUGUGUGUUCGAUAAUACCAAACUUACGCG
Pelagomonas calceolata is the source of this 1276-nucleotide messenger RNA. Lineage: Eukaryota; Pelagophyceae; Pelagomonadales; Pelagomonadaceae. The record is from the annotation of a GenBank genome assembly.